Molecule: messenger RNA, 26456 nt
Organism: Coregonus sp. 'balchen'
Lineage: Eukaryota; Metazoa; Chordata; Actinopteri; Salmoniformes; Salmonidae
Source: the annotation of a GenBank genome assembly
AUGGAUAACGUAACCGACUGCACUGGUGCCGGCUUGGACCUCAUUCAGAAUCGCAUCGAGCUUCUGAACAGUAAGAUGGACAAACUCAUCAACAUCCAGGAGAAGGUCCUCAACCGGAUGGACGGAAUGUCCCAGGACAUUUACGAUAUAGAGAGGGACAUGGAAACUCUGAAGGUGUACAAGGAGGAGAUCCAUAUCCCUGCCAGAGCCCUAACUCUACCCCCAGCCCUGGCUCAGACCCAAGGCACGGGCAUGGGGGGCGAGGUGAGAGAGAUGUAUCAGGAGAUGAGCUCCAUCAUGACAGGGCUGGACCAGCGCUCGGAGAAGCAGGCUGAGAAGCUGGACGUUAUGGAAAAGCAGGUCCUCAGCAUCCAUCAGGUCAUCAGAUUCAUUGGGGAGAUGGUGAAGAGCCCCCGGGUUAUGGAGAUGAUGUUUAUGGGUCCUACAGCACACAAGGCCUCCAAGUCCAAAGACAGCAAGAUGGCUAUUAAGAGGCAAUCGUCUGCAGAAAAGAGCAAGAGCUCAGUUACUAAGAAGAACGACAAGGUGAGACUGGAAGUUCAAACUGCACUAACCAAAGAGGUGUGUUUUUGCAGGUCUAUGUAGACUAUAUAGAGGUUGCUUUAUUAAGGCACUUUAUGCACUCAACGGAGCUCUGAUUACGUUCAUGUGAACUGUGUUCAGAUUUGUAUUAUGGAUUGAUGUUAUGGAUGUGAUGGCAACUUGGGUUAGAUGAAUUGCUGGAUUCACUGUUUCCUCAUGGUCCUGCAAGUUACAUGUCCUUAAAAACACUUGUGUGCAGGUCUGCCACACCGGCGGUCACGAGUCAUGACGGCAGUUUAAUUCCACGUGACCGUUUAGUCACGGUAAUUUGGCUUCUCCAAGCUCUGAUGCUGCUGAUGGUCAUUAGCAGAAUACCAAACCUGCUAACUGUCUGGUACUCAGCACUAUAUUGUCUCUCUAAUCACUUGACAUCAAUGCAAAUGUCCUCGAAAAUCGAAUAAAACAAUUUAUGAAAGCUAUGCAAUAUUUCUAUAGGAUAUGCAAUUGCGUGAGAAAAAACAGUGAUGCCCUCUAUUAAAAAGAGGUGGAUCCCAUCAGCUCUCUAUAGGCUUACUAUAUUUAUUUCUCAACUUUCCUAAUAUUAAGCACAUUGCUUCUCUUUACAACAGGAGUAUAGCCUACCUGGCUGGCAUGAAAAUGAACCAUAGGAAAAGUGUCUUCCAUUCGCUAUUUAAGUGCAUAGAUUACAUUUAUUUUUUUCCCGCUGCCCAUGUUUCGAGACAGGUGCAUGAUAGUGGUCCAUUCUAAAUCAAAACUAAUUUUUCACAUAUAUUAUUUAGUUCAUUCGGAAAUGUACAUAAGUAUUCAGACCCUUUGCUAUGAGACUCAAAAUUGAGCUCAGGUGCAUCCCGUUUCCAUUGAUCAUCCUUGAGAUGUUUCUACAACUUGAUUGGGGUCCACCUGUUGUAAAUUAAAUUGAUUGGACAUAAUUUGGAAAGGCACACAUCUGUCUAUAUAAGGUCCCACAGUGGACAAUGCAUGUCAGAGCAAAUACCAAGGCAUGAGGUCGAAGGAAUUGCAGAAGGGGAGAAGGAGAAGGGCCUUGGACAAAGAGGUGACCAAAAUCCCGUUGGUCACUCUGACAGAGCCACCAUUACGGUAGAGUGGCCAGACGGAAGCCACUCCUCAGUAAAAGGCACAUGACAGCCGCUUGGAGUUUGCCAAAAAGCACCUAAAGGACUCUCAGACCAUGAGAAACAAGAUUCUCUGGUCUGAUGAAACCAAGAUUGAACUCUUUAGCCUGAAUGCCAAGUGUCACGUCUGAGGAAAUCUGGCACCAUCCCUACGGUGAAGCGUGGUGGUGUCAGCAUCAUGCUGUGGGGAUGUUUUUCAGUGGGACUGGGAGACUAGUCAGGAUCGAGAGAAAGAUGAACGGAGCAAAGUACAGAGAGAUCCUUGAUGAAAACCUGCUCCGGAGCGCUCAGGACCUCAGACUGGGGCAAAGGUUGACCUUCCAACAGGACAACGACCUUAAGCACACAGCCAAGACAAUGCAGGAGUGGCUUCAGGACAAGUCUCUGAAUGUCCUUGAGUGGCCCAGCCAGAGCCCGGACUUGAACCAUAUCUAACAUCUCUGGAGAGACCUGAAAAAGGCAGUGCAGUGACGCUCCCCAUCCAACCUGACAGAGCUUGAGAGGAUCUGCAGAGAGGAAUGUGAGAAACUCCCCAAAUACAGGAAUGCCAAGCUUGUAGCAUCAUACCCAAGAAGACACGAGGCUGUAAUCGCUGCCAAAUGUGCUUCAACAAAGUACUGAAUAAAGGGCUGGAUGGCAUACCAGUUUUGAUAUACUCAGAGGACCGUUAUUAGCAUGUUUUACCCACUCCUAUGUAAAUGGUAGAUUAUCAGACACUCAACAAGAAGGUCUGAUUUAACUAUUACUGAAACGGGAUACAAGUGGGAAAUAUAAAGAUCCAGUCCAUUAAAAAAAUUGGAGGCCCGUACACUUCAGGGUUGUAAUGCAAAAAUUCUAGCAAAAUGUAUAGCGCAUAGAAUUAAAAAGGUAUUGUCGGACAUUAUUCAUUCUAAUCAGACUGUUUUUUUACAUGGACGAUACAUUGGAGAUAAUACAAGGCAAGUACUGGAAACAAUAGAACACUAUGAAAAAUCAGGGAAACCAGGCCUGCUAUUCAUAGCAUAGGAGUUUAUACUGUGUAUAAAUGCCUGGAACAUUUCAAUUUUGGAGAAUCUCUUAUAAAAUGGGUUAAAAUCAUGUAUAGUAACCCUAUGUGUAAAAUAGUAAAUAAUGGCUACUUCUCAGAAAGUUCUAAAAUAUCAAGUGGAGUAUAACAAGGUUGUCCACUAUCGGUAUAUCUAUUUAUUAUGGCCAUCGAAAUAUUAGCUAUUAAAAAUCAGAUCUAACCAUAAUAUCAAGGGAUUAGAAAUCCAGGGCUUAAUAACAAAGGUGUCAUUGUACGCUGAUGAUUCAUGUUUUCUUUUAAAUCCACAACUUGGAUCCCUCCACAGCCUCAUUGUCACGACCGUCUUGAAAGGGAGCAGACCAAUACGCAGCGCGUUGAGUGAACAUGAUGACUUUAAUGAGUACAGCACGUAAAUACAAAACAAAAGACGAUAGUGAAGUCCAACAGUGACAAUGACUGAACUUGGAACAAAAACCCACCACCACAAGGUGAAAACACACAGUAUAAAUAUGGCUCCCAAUCAGAGAUAACGAGCCGACAGCUGACACUCGUUACCUCCGAUUGGGAGUCACUGACCAAACACGGAAACAAAACCAAAAACCAAACACAACAAAUGAACACACCCUAUACCCAACACAACCAAAUGAAUACACCCUGGCUCAAACAACACAGUCCCGGAGCCAGAGCGUGACAGUACCCCCCCCUAAAGGCGCGGACUGCGACCGCGCCUCAAUACGGGCUAAACAAGGGAGGGCUGGGCGGGCAUACCUCCUCGGCGGUGGUUCUGGCUCCGGUCGUGGUCCCCACCCCACCAUAGUCACUACCCGCUUUCGUAGCCUCCUCCAACUGACCCCCACCGGAUUAAGGGGCAGCACCGGACUAAGAGGCAGCACCGGACUAAGAGGCAGCACCAGACUGAAUGGCAGAUCCUGGCUGGCUGGCUCUGGCGGAUCCUGGCUGGACGGCUCAUGGCUGGCUGACGGAUCUGGCUGCUCAUGGCUGGCUGACGGAUCUGGCUGCUCAUGGCUGGCUGACGGAUCUGGCUGCUCAUGGCUGGCUGACGGAUCUGGCUGCUCAUGGCUGGCUGACGGAUCUGGCUGCUCAUGGCAGGCUGACGGAUCUGGCUGCUCAUGGCUGGCGGAAGGCUCUGGCUGAUCCUGUCUGGCGGAAGGCUCUGGCUGAUCCUGUCUGGCGGAAGGCUCUGGCUGAUCCUGUCUGGCGGAAGGCUCUGGCUGAUCCUGUCUGGCGGAAGGCUCUGGCUGAUCCUGUCUGGCGGAAGGCUCUGGCUGAUCCUGUCUGGCGGAAGGCUUUAGCGGCUCCGGUCUGGCGGACGGCUCUGAAGGCUCAUGGCAGACGGGCGGCUUAUGCAGCGCUUGGCAGACGGACAGUUCAGACGGCGUUGGGCAGACAGGCAGUUCAGGCGCCUUUGGGCAGACGGGCAGUUCAAGCGCCGUUGGGCAGACGGGCAGUUCAGGCGCCGUUGGGCAGACGGGCAGUUCAGGCGCCGUUGGGCAGACGGUCAGUUCAGGCGCCGUUGGGCAGACGGCAGACUCUGGCCGGCCGAGACGCACUAUAGGCCUGGUGCGUGGUGCCGGAACAGGCCGGACCGGGCUGGCGACGCGCACCGUAGACUUGGUGCGGGUGGCAGGAACAGGCCGGACCGGGCUGGCGACGCGCACCGUAGUCUUGGUGCGGGUGGCAGGAACAGGCCGGGUCGGGCUGGCGACGCGCACCGUAGACUUGGUGCGGGUGGCAGGAACAGGCCGGACCGGGCUGGCGACGCACACCGUAGACUUGGUGCGGGUGGCAGGAACAGGCCGGACCGGGCUGGCGACGCGCACCGUAGACUUGGUGCGGGUGGCAGGAACAGGCCGGACCGGGCUGGCGACGCACACCGUAGACUUGGUGCGGGUGGCAGGAACAGGCCGGACCGGGCUGGCGACGCGCACCGUAGGUUUGGUGCGAGUGGCAGGAACAGGCCGGGUCGGGCUGGCGACGCACACCGUAGACUUGGUGCGGGUGGCAGGAACAGGCCGGACCGGGCUGGCGACGCGCACCGUAGGUUUGGUGCGAGUGGCAGGAACAGGCCGGGUCGGGCUGGCGACGCACACCGUAGACUUGGUGCGGGUGGCAGGAACAGGCCGGACCGGGCUGGCGACGCGCACCGUAAGUUUGGUGCGAGUGGCAGGAACAGGCCGGGUCGGGCUGGCGACGCACACCGUAGGCUUGAUGCGUGGAGUAGGAACAGGCCGGUCCGUACUGGGAACACACACCACUGGCCUUAACCGGGGAUCAGGAACGGGCCGGACCGGACUGGUAACACACCUCAGUCUCUUACGCCGUGCCUCAACUGCUUCCCUCCCUCUACUCGCCAAUGGCUCCCGUAAUCCGGUAGCCUUCUCUCCACGUCUCUCUGUGGCAGCCUCCUGCUGCCCAGCCGCCCAAGCCAUGUGCCCCCCCCAAAAAACUUUUUGGGGUUGCCUCACGUCCUUCCAACGAUGACCCUGCUGACGCCGUUGCUCCUCUCUCGCCACCACAAGGUGAAAACACACAGUAUAAAUAUGGCUCCCAAUCAGAGAUAACGAGCCGACAGCUGACACUCGUUACCUCCGAUUGGGAGUCACUGACCAAACACGGAAACAAAACCAACAACCAAACACAACAAAUGAACAACACCCUAUACCAACACAACCAAAUGAAUACACCCUGGCUCAAACAACACAGUCCCGGAGCCAGAGCGUGACACUCAUAGAGGAUCUAGGUAAUUUUUCUAACAUCUCUGGAUUACAACCAAAUUUUGAUAAGUGCACUAUAUUAUGUAUUGAUCACAAAAAAACAAAGAAUUUACAUUACCAUGUAGUUUACCAAUAAAAUGGUCUGAUGGUGAUGUGGAUAUACUCGGAAUACAUAUCCCAAAUGAAAUAAAUGAUCUCACUCCAAUAAACUUUAAUAGAAAUUUAGCAAAAAUAGAUAAGAUCUUGCUACCAUGGAAAGGUAAAUACCUGUCUAUUUGUGGAAAAAUCACCCUGAUUAACUCUUUAGUAAUAUCCCAGUUUACCUAUUUGCUUAUUUUCUUGCCUACACCUAGCAAACAAUUUUUAAAAUUAUAUGAGAAAAAAAGAUUCCAUUUGAUUUGGAAUGGCACACCAGAGAAAAUUAAACGGGCCUAUUUAUAUAAUGAAUAUGAAUUAGGAGGGCAGAAAUUAUUAAAUAUUAAAGCAUUAGACCUCUCACUAAAGUCUUCAGUCAUACAUAAACUACCGUUCAAAAUUUUGGGGUCACUUAGAAAUGUCCUUGUUUUCCAUGAAAACAUAUAUGAAAUGAGUUUGAAUAGGAAAUAUAGCAAAAUGAAUAGGAAAUGUAGUCAUUGACAAGGUUAGAAAUAAUGAUUUUUUAUUGAAAUAAUAAUUGUCUCCUUCAAACUUUGCUUUCGUCAAAUAAUCCUCCAUUUGCAGCAAUUACAGCCUUGCAGACCUUUGGCAUUCUAGUUGUCAAUUUGUUGAGGUAAUCUGAAGAGAUUUCACCCCAUGCUUCCUGAAGCACCUCCCACAAGUUGGAUUGGCUUGAUGGGCACUUCUUACGUACCAUACGGUCAAGCUGCUCCCACAACAGCUCAAUAGGGUUGAGAUCCGGUGACUGUGCUGGCCACUCCAUUAUAGACAGAAUACCCCUAAAUAGUUAUUGCAUAGUUUGGAGCUCUGCUUUGGGUCAUUGUCCUGUUGUAGGAGGAAAUUGGCUCCAAUCAAGCGCCAUCCACAGGGUAUAGCAUGGCGUUGCAAAAUGGAGUGAUAGCCUUCCUUCUUCAAGAUCCCUUUUACCCUGUACAAAUCCCCCACUUUACCACAACCAAAGCACCCCCAGACCAUCACAUUGCCUCCACCAUGCUUGACUGAUGGCAUCAAGCACUCCUCCAGCAUCUUUUCAUUUGGUCUGUGUCUCACAAAUGUUCUUGUUUGUGAUCCAAACACCUCAAACUUUGAUUCGUCUGUCCAUAACACUUUUUACCAAUCUUAAUCUUUUCUUUUUGUUGACCAGUCUGAGAUAUGGCUUUUUCUUUGCAACUCUGCCUAGAAGGUCAGCAUCCCGGAGUCGCCUCUUCACUGUUGACGUUGAGACUGGUGUUUUGCGGGCACUAUUUAAUGAAGCUGCCAGUUGAGGACCUGUGAGGCGCCUGUUUCUCAAACUAGACACUCUAUUGUAUUUGUCCUCUUGCUCAGUUGUACACCGGGGCCUCCCACUCCUCUUUCUAUUCUGGUUAGAGCCAGUUUGUGCUGUUCUGUGAAGGGAGUAUUACACAGCGUUGUACGAGAUCUUUUGUUUCUUGGCAAUUUCUUGCAUGGAAUAGCCUUCAUUUCUCAGAACAAGAAUAGACUGACGAGUUUCAGAAGAAAGUACUACACUAGUCUCAAGAAGGCCAGUUUUAUUGCUUCUUUAAUCAGCACAACAGUUUUCAGCUGUGCUAACAAAAGGGUCUUCUAAUGAUCAAUUAGCCUUUUAAAAUGAUAACCGUGGAUUAGCAAACACAACAUGACAUUGGAAAACAGGACUGAUGGUUGCUGAUGAUGGGCCUCUGUACGCCUAUGUAGAUAUUCCAUAAAAAAUCAGCCAUUUCCAGCUACAAUAUUCAUUUACAACAUUAACAAUGUUUACACUGUAUUUCUGAUCACUUUCAUGUUAUUUUAAUGGACAAAUAAAUUGCCGACUCCAAACUUUUGAACGGUAGUGUUAGUUAUCCUAAAAUCCGAACUGGUUCUCAAGCAAAUUAGUAAGAAUAUCUCUUCCUAUCUUCAAGAAUGGUCUUUUUCCGUUUAUUCAGAUUACAUCUCACUUUCAGUUAUUUGAAAAGGAAAUCAUCUCCCAAAUAUCGCUAUUUUUAAAACAAAUCAUAGAAAGUUGGUUGCAAUUUCAAUUUAAUCCACCAGAAAGGACAGUACAAAUAAUGCAACAAAUGUUGUGGUUAAACUCAAAUAUACUAAUUGAUAAAAAAACGUUAUUUUUUAAAAUAAAAAAACAAAAAAGGUAUAAUCUUCGUAAAUUAUAUCAGAGGUAGGAAUGGUGGAGUUAUGUCGCACAUGCAGCUAACAAAAACAUAUGGACAUGUCUGCUCUACCCAAAAUUACAACCAACUGAUUGCAGCAUUACCACAAAAAUGGAAGAGGAAAGUAGAAGGGGGAAAAGUAAGGAACUUGUCUGUCGGCCCUGCAUUAAAGAACAUAAUUGGUUAAAGAAAAUUGUGAUAAAUAAAAAAGUAUAUCAGUUUCAUUUAAGGACCAAAAAAUUGACAGCCGUGCCAUAUAGAUUGCAAAAUAUUUUGGAAGAGAUUUUUGACGUACCGAUUCCAUGGCACAUGGUUUAUGAACUGAUAAGCAAAACGACGCCGGAUUCAACAUGUAUACUUUUUAAAUUAAAAUUAUUAUACAAAAUUCUUGCAACCAAUAGAAUGUUAUUUAUAUGGGGGAUACAACCUUCCCAGCUCUGCAGAUCUUGCAGCGAAGAGACAGAAUCAUUAGAUCUUUUUUUUUGUUGUACUAUCCAUAUGUAGCUUGUUUUUGGUCACAGGUCCAGGAAUGGCUGAAGAAUUGCAAUAUUUACCUGGAGGCAACCCUGCAGGUAGCACUACUGGGUGAUCUGAAAAGUCAUAGUCAAUCGAUCAAUAAUAUAAUAAUACUUUUAGCAAAAAUGUUUAUUUUCAAUUUACAAUCUGUAGAAACAAUGAGAACAGAAAGGUUCAGAACUUCACAGCACAGUUGAAAAAUAUAUGGCAAAUAGAAAUGCAAUAUGGAUGGGAGGGGUUGAAAGGAGCUGAAGGUUGGGACUAAUAACAACUAAUAACAACAAGAUAACUAAUGUAAAACAUAUUGUGUCCUUAAAACGUAUAUAGGUUAUAGGUUAAGAACUUUUGUGAAAGAGCACAGUUUGAAAGAUAUGGCAAAUAGAAAUCAAACUGGAUGGACAUCAGAAAUAGAUGGGAGAGGUUGAGGGUAGAGGAAGAACAGGAGUAAAAACAAACCAAUUAGAACUAUAGUAAAAUUGACUGUGUCCAUAAAAUGUAUAUAGUAUGUAUAAGCUGGAAGUAGAGGCAUAAGCGUUGUUGUUCACUAGUUUACUCCAAUUAGGGGAGGGGUGGUAGGGUUAGAAAGUAAAAAAGGAAUAUAUAUAUAUAUAUAUAUAUAUAUAUAUAUAUAUAUAUAUAUAUAUAUAUUUAAAGUAGCCAUGUCUUCACUACUAUUCUACAAUGUAGAAAAUAGUAAAAAUAAUAAAAUCCUUGAAUGAGUAGGUGUGUCCAAACUUUUGACUGGUACUGUACAUACACACAUAUAAAUACAUAUACAUACAUAUACAGUACCAGUCAAAAUUUGGACACACCUACUCAUUCCAGGGUUUUUCUUUAUUUUUACUAUUCUCUACAUUGUAGAAUAAUAGUGAAGACAUCAAAAUUAUGAAAUAACACAUUUAGAAUCAUGUAGUAACCAAAAAAGUGUUAUUCAAAUCAAAAUAUAUUUUAUAUUUGAGAUUCUUCAAAGUAGCCACCCUUUGCCUUGAUGACAGCUUUGCAAACUCUUGGCAUUCUCUCAACCAGCUUCAUGAGGUAGUCACCUGGAAUGCAUUUCAAUUAACAGGUGUGCCUUGUUAAAAGUUAAUUUGUGGAAUUUCUUUCCUUCUUAAUGCGUUUCAGCCAAUCAGCUGUGUUGUGACAAGAGGUGGUAUACGGAAGAUAGCCCUAUUUGCUAAAAGACCAAGUCCAUAUUAUGACAAGAACAGCUCAAAUAAGCAAAGAGAAAUGACAGUCCAUCAUUACUUUAAGACAUGAAGGUCAGUCAAUUCUGAAAAUGUCAAGAACUUUUAAUGUUUCUUCAAGUGCAGUCGCAAAAACCAUCAAGCGCUAUGAUGAAACUGGCUCUCAUGAGGACCGCCACAAGAAAGGAAGACCCAGAUUUACCUCUGCUGCAGAGGAUACGUUUAUUAGAGUUAACUACACCUCAGAUUGCAGCCCAAGUAAAUGCUUCACAGAGUUAAAGUAACAGACACAUCUCAACAUCAACUGUUCAGAGGAGACUGCGUGAAUCAGGCCUUCGUGGUCGAAUUGCUGCAAAGAAACCACUACUAAAGGACACCAAUAAUAAGAAGAGACUUGCUUGGGCCAAGAAACAUGAGCAAUGGACAUUAGACCGGUGGAAAUUUGUCCUUUGGUCUGGAUUCCAAAUUGGAGAUUUUUGGUUCCAACCGCCGUGUCUUUGUGAGACGCAGAAUACGUGAACGGAUUAUCUCUGCAUGUGUGGUUCCCACCGUGAAGCAUGGAGGAUGAGGUGUGAUGGUGUGGGGGUGCUUUGCUGGUGACACUGUCAGUAAUUUAUUUAGAACUCAAGGCACACUUAACCAGCAUGGCUACCGCAGAAAUCUGCAGCGAUACGCCGUCCCAUCUGGUUUGCGCUUAGUGGGACUAUCAUUUGUUUUUCAACAGGACAAUGACCCAACACACCUCCAGGCUGUGUAAGGGCUAUUUGACCAAGAAGGAGAGUGAUGGAGUGCUGCAUCAGAUGACCUGGCCUCCACAAUCGCCCGACCUCUACCCAAUUGAGAUGGUUUGGGAUGAGUUGGACCACAGAGUGAAGGAAAAGCAGCCAACAAGUGCUCAGCAUACGUGGGAACUCCUUCAAGACUGUUGGAAAAGCAUUCCAAGUGAAGCUGGUUGAGAGAAUGCCAAGAGUGUGCAAAGCUGUCAUCAAGGCAAAGGAUGGCUGCUUUGAAGAAUCUAUAUAAUCUAAAAUAUAUUUUGAUUUGUUUAACACUUUUUUGGUUACUACAUGAUUCCAUAUAUAAUUUCAUAGUUUUGAUGUCUUCACUAUUAUUCUACAAUGUAGAAAAUAGUAAAAAUAAAGAAAAAGCCUUGAAUGAGUAGGUGUUCUAAAACUUUUGACCGGAGUGUAUAUACUGUAUAUAUUUUCAAAAAAUAUAUGGGGGAUUGGAAGUGAUGCAGACAAUUACAUUGAUGGAAGCUACAAUCUUUCUACAAUAUUAAAGCUGAUCUACCCCCUAAAAAAAUUAAAAUAAAUAAAUAAACGUACUGAGUAAAGGGUCUGAAUCCUUAUGUUUAAUACAUUUGCAAAAAUGUCUGAAAACCUGUUUUUGCUUCGUCAUUAUGGGGUAUUGUGUGUGAAUUGAUGAGGGAAAAAACAAUUUAAUCAAUUUUAGAAUAAGGCUGUAGCAUAACAAAACGUGGAAAAAGUAAUGGGGUCUGAAAUACUUUUCGAAUGCACUGUAUGUAAAUACAAGAUUCAAUCAAGAAUAGUCUGAUGGGUGACAAUAUGAGCCUAUCUCUUGUGAAUGAUGCCCAGCUUGUGGAGCAGUAAUGCAAGAAGCAGCGCAUGCCUUUUUAUUUGUGCAAAUCAUAGUCACACACCUCAUGUAGCGUAGCCCACAGGCCUAUAUGUUUUGAUAAGGUUUGUAUCACAACUAAUGAACUAAUGUGGCCAAAUAACGUCUUAAAAUUAAGCACAUUAAUCCGCUUUACAACAGGUGUAGAGCCUAAAUGGCAUACAUACGCAGCGCGUGAUUUUCAAGUUUGAGGAAGAUAAUCUUCACCAUAAAAAUGCACCUUUAUAAUAAAAGCAUUACAUGCAUAAUCGCAUUUGCGGUCACUUUUGAGAUUGGUGUUUUCCCGCUAAUUUAAUGCAUUUUGGAACAUUCACACUUUUAGCCUACUGCUGUGUGCGCAUUGCAGCGCUUAGAAGGUGAAGAAAUAACCUAAUAGUUUGUCGCCCUGGCUCUGGGGACUCUUAUAUGUUGAGCCAGGGUGUGUAGGGUCUAUGUUUUGUGUUCUAUGUUCAGUUUCUAGUUAAUGUGUUUUCUAUGUUGGACAGGGUGGUUCUCAAUCAGAGGCAACGAGAAUCAGCUGUUGCUUGUUGUCUCUUAUUGGGAACCAUACUUAGGCAGCCUCUUGUGCACUUGUGUUUUGUGGGAUCUUGUUCCGUGUUGGUUUGUGUUCAUGACCGAGGACUUCACGUUUCGUUUUGUUGUUUUGUAUGUUGUAUCGUGUUGCUAAGUACACAUUAAAGAGAUGUACGCAUAUCACGCUGCGCCUUGGUCCAAUCAAUAUGACGAUCGUGACAGAGAUCCCACCAAAACAGGACCAAGCAGCGUGUCCAGGAGCAGACAGCCUGGACUUGGGAGGAGAUCUUGGACGGGCAGGGGUCCUGGACUUGGGAGGAAAUCCAGGCCGGUAUGGAUCGCCGUCCGUGGGAGGAGACGGUGGAGGCGCGCCAUAGAGAGGAGCAGCGGCGCCAACCGGGCCGACGUCGGACACGCAAGAGGCAACCCCAAUAAAAAAUGUUGGGGGGGCACACGGCAUGGACGACGGGGCUGCUGGAGGCAGCUACUGGGCGAGUUUGUGGAUUAGGAGAGGAGGCCACCGGGUUUGGGGGGCUGGAACGGAGGUUGGCGGAGCCUAGAGGUAGAGUAGAGCCAACUCCCAGUACUCAGGCUAGGCAGCGUGAGACUGGGCAGGUUCCGAGGUAUGCAAAGCUGCGUACUGUGCCGCGAGUGGUCCGGCACAGUCCGGUACGUCCUGUGCGAGCACCAAACACGUGUCGUGCUAAAGUGGGCAUGCAGCCAGGACGGAGUGUGCCGGCUCAACGCUCGUGGCCUCCAGUACCCCUCCUCGGUCCCGGAUAUCCUGCGCCAGUGUCACGUGCUGUUGUGCCAGUACGAGUACACAGCCCCGUACGUCCUGUGCUGAUGCCUCACACAGAGUGUGUAAAAAUAGGCAUUAAGCCAGGACGGGUUGUGUCAGCUCUUCGCUCCAGACCUCCAGUCCGUCUCCACAGCCCGGUCCGGCCCGUACCUGCUCCCCGCACCAAGCCUGUGAUGCGCGUCGCCAGCCCGGCCCGGCCUGUUCCUGCCCGGCCCGGCCUGUUCCUGCCCUUCGCACCAAGCCUGUGGUGCGCGUCGCCAGCCCGGCCCGGCCUGUUCCUGCCCCUCGCACCAAGCCAAUGGUGCGCGUCGCCAGCCCGGCCCGGCCUGUUCCUGCUCCCCGCACCAAGCCUAUGGUGCGCGUCGCCAGCCCGGCCCGGCCUGUUCCUGCUCCCCGCACCAAGCCUAUGGUGCGCGUCGCCAGCCCAGCCCGGCCUGUUCCUGCUCCCCGCACCAAGCCUGUGGUGCGCGUCGCCAGCCCGGCCCGGCAUGUUCCUGCUCCCCGCACCAAGCCAAUGGUGCGCGUCGCCAGCCCGGCCCGGCCUGUUCCUGCUCUCCGCACCAAGCCAGUGGUGCGCUUAGCCAGCCCGGUCCGGCCCGUUCCUGCUCCCCGCACCAAGCCUAUGGUGCGCGUCGCCAGCCCGGCCCGGCCUGUUCCUGCUCCCCGCACCAAGCCUAUGGUGCGCGUCGCCAGCCCGGCCCGGCCUGUUCCUGCUCCCCGCACCAAGCCUGUGGUGCGCGUCGCCAGCCCGGCCCGUCAUGUUCCUGCUCCCCGCACCAAGCCAAUGGUGCGCGUCGCCAGCCCGGCCCGGCCUGUUCCUGCUCUCCGCACCAAGCCAGUGGUGCGCUUAGCCAGCCCGGUCCGGCCCGUUCCUGCUCCCCGCACCAAGCCUGUGAUGCGCGUCGCCAGCCCGGCCCGUUCCUGCUCCCCGCACCAAGCCUGUGGUGCGCGUCACCAGCCCGGUCCGGCCUGUUCCUGCUCCCCACACCAAGCCUGUGGUGCGCGUCGCCAGCCCGGUCCGGCCCGUCCCUGCUCCCCGCACCAAGCAUAUGGUGCGCGUCGUCAGUCCGGCACAGCCCGUGCCUGCUUCACCAGUGCCUGCUCCACACCGGAGACUAAGCAAUCCGCUCCACCGAGGUCCAGUCCAGCUCCAGCCAGCGGGACCAGACCAGGGGCGCUAUGGGGGGGUUGUUAGAGGGUGGUGGUCACGCCCGGAGCCGGAUCCGCCUCCGAGGUGGAAUGCCCACCUGGCCCCUCCCCUUUUGGGUUUAUGUUGGCGUGGUCACAGUCCGCGCCUUUGGGGGGGGGGGGGGUACUGUCACGCCCUGGCUCUGGGGACUCUUAAAUGUUGAGCCAGGGUGUGUAGGGUCUAUGUUUUGUGUUCUAUGUUCAGUUUCUAGUUCAUGUGUUUUCUAUGUUGGCCGGGGUGGUUCUCAAUCAGAGGCAACGAGAAUCAGCUGUUGCUUGUUGUCUCUGAUUGGGAACCAUACUUAGGCAGCCUGUUGUGCACUUGUGUUUUGUGGGAUCUUGUUCCGUGUUGGUUUGUGUUCAUGACCGAGGACUUCACGUUUCGUUUUGUUGUUUUGUAUGUUGUAUCGUGUUGCUAAGUACACAUUAAAGAGAUGUACGCAUAUCACGCUGCGCCUUGGUCCAAUCAUUAUGACGAUCGUGACAUAGUGUAAUAGUGUAACAUUUUAAGCGAAACGUUCUGAUUUGUUGCGUCAACCUCAUUGCUUUUAAAAUAUGUUUUGAUGCUAGUGGUUAUAUUAAUUUGGGAUCUAUCGCAUCCCAAAACUGUCCCAGACUAUGGUUGGAAUAUUUAUUUCCCGCACAGAAUAAAAUGGGUCAACUUUUGUACUAUGGGGGAUAGUAGAUUGACAUAGGCUAGUGCUUUUGCUGUUUGUUAGGCCUACUCAUCUUGUUGGCUGAUGAAAAGUAAAUGUGGACAGUGCUUCCAACAUCUUCCAUAUUUUCCUCGGAAUUCGAUAAGGACAUGUGCAGUUGCAUCCCCGAUGUGUCUGUCUUCACUUGUAGCCUGUGAGAAGGACCCGAUCACGUGACGGGCAUUGGUGAAUAAGAAUUGAGAUAUCUGAGAGAGCCAUGUGAGUGAGAGGUGCUUCAGAGCACGCAGCCGGGAGAAGGGAAUUAUAAUUAUUACAUUCAGCACAAUGGCCACUGGCCGCAAAAGGCAUGGAUUUGUUUAGGGGGCGUUACGGCCACACAAAGGGGAUGCCUUGGAAAUUUGAGGCAUUAACAAGUGCUUGUCAAAUUGUGAAUGAGAGACUGAUGAAGUUUGUGCAGCCUGUGCAAAAAAACAAAGCAGAGCUCAUGCCUUUAAUGCGACUUUUCACAUCAUGCAGCCUUAGAAUGUAUUAAAAAUCAAAACAUAUAGCCUAACGUUUGUAUCACAACUAAAGUUGAAUAAAUAACUCUAAAUUAAGCAUAUAGGAGGACCCGUUUCUUUGUUAACCGCUCAACACAGAAUAGCCGCAUGUGCGCACUCCCUCAAAUCGUUUGGAGAAAAUAUCCUUUCUUAUUUUAUUCAGCUAUGUUCAAUUGUAUUCUUCAUACUAUAAAAUAAUGCCACGGAAUUCUAAGCAAAUCUUGUCUGCUAAAUGAAGUAGUGUAGCCCACAGCCAUAUGGCAUAGCCAGAUCAGGGCCUAACAUAAGGACAACACAACAUAUGCUAUUCUGUUCUUCUGAAAUAGAUAACAUUUUCUUCAUAUCAUGUUUCUUUAGACCUGUCUAAAAUAAAAAAUGGAUUUUUAGUAAUGGUGUAGGCUAUAUUAAAUUGAUUUAUUAUACUUUUUUAAAUGUAGAUGUUCCAAAGGUCUGCAUCAUUGGCUUGUAGGCUAUGCUUGGAAGCCAGGAGAUGCUAAAUGUGUUUAUAUGUUUUAACGGUCAGUUACUGUGAGACCGGCAGUUAUUUGCUUGACAAUCACCGGCUGACAACAUUUUGUGACUACCGCAGCCCUAUCCACCACCUCAUGAUCAGGUACAGUCGGAUAUGAAAAACAACAUCUGUUUACAAUGCUCAACCAAAAUAAAAAUUAUAUGGCGCCACCUACAGCAGAAGACUUGCCCAAAUUCUUGCCCUGGUCAUACUGUAUAUUAGCCUGCAUUCUCCCUUGGAGAUAGCCUUAAAUGUGACCACAUAGGCAUGUGGCGUGCUGAGUGUAGGAACCCCCUGGAGGGCAUGAAAGGGCCACGCUGGAAUGCAUGGGGCAAGGUUUGGUAAUGCUGCUUAUGGAGUUGGCCUGCAUGUUGUGGUGCAUUUCUAAUUUAAAAGGGCCUGAACCCCCGGCUAGUAGAGAAUCACGUGUAAACACAUUGUGAUGAGUCAGUUUCUCUCUCAUUCGCUCUCUCUCUCCCUGUCAUUCGCUCUCUCUCUCUCCCUGUCAUUCACUCUCUCUCUCUCUCUCUCUCUCUCUCUCUCUCUCUCUCUCUCUCUCUCUCUCUCUCUCUCUCUCUCUCUCUCUUACUUUCUGUCUCUCUGUCUCUCUCACCCCCUCAAUCCUGUAGGUGUACUACGGUUUCAGUGACGUGUGUUGUGUACGUGAGUUUUCUUACCUAUAUAUGCAUUACAAUUCAGGGCACCCCCCAUGUACCUUAUUUACCUCCCGCCAUAGUAACAUUGUCAAACAGCCAUUGAUCUAAAGGGUCUAGUAAAUGUCUGUACUUUAAACUGUGUGAUACAUUUCACAGAGGUUGACACUUCUUCAGAUUGAGUGGCUUAAAAUAGGCAGAAGGUGAUUGACCUGUAUAGGGGAGUGUGUUUUUAAUAGUGGAGUGGUUCUAUAUGCUGUAGAUGCUGUUUUCAGAUUCAUAGUAUUGCUUGGGGAUGGAGUGCUGGGCCGGUAGAAUGUAUUUGCCGAUGUACUAGUAGCAGGCAUGUGGCUUAAAUAGGGAUCGAACUGGUUAAGGACUCAUUGGUGACAGGUAGCGACAGGGGUGAGAGGUAGCCUAUUGGUUAGAGCGUUGGGCCAGUAACUGAAAGGUUGCUGGAUUAAAUACCCGAGACGACAAGGUGAAAAUCUGUUGAUGUACCCUUGAACAAAGCACUUAACCCUAAUUUGCUCUGUUGGCGCUGUACUACUAUGGCUGAACCUGUAAAACAACACAUUUCACUGUACCUAUCCAGUGUAUGUGACGAAAUAUAUAUAUUUGUUUAUCUUAGGGAAGUUACUGGAAGCGUUUGGUUGACUAGAUUUGGUACUGAAUAGAUAACAUAAAGAGAUUAAUUUGAAUCAUAGUGGCAACUGUCUACUGCACUGGGCUAAGCAAUCCAAGCACAAUGAGUAGCACUGUUUAUGUUGUGGAAGAUGAACUUUACACCCAAUUCCUCUGGGCUUAAGUGGCAGUCACUUCCUUCCAACUUCAACAAGCACUUGACAUUUUUGAUCCAAUGUGAACAGCAGUAACACGCUGUAGUGGAACAGGUUGAAAGCUUCAAGUUCCUUGGUGUCCACAUCACCAACAAACUAUCAUGGUCCAAACACACCAAGACAGUCGUGAAGAGGGCACGACAAAGCCUAUUCCCCCUCAGGAGACUGAAAAGAUUUGGCAUGGGUCCUCAGAUCCUCAAAAAGUUAUACAGCUGCACCAUCGAGAGCAUCCUGACUGGUUGCAUCACCGCCUGGUAUGGCAACUGCUCGGCCUCCGACCGCAAGGCACUACAGAGGGUAGUGCGUACGGCCCAGUACAUCACUGGGGCCAAGCUUCCUGCCAUCCAGGACCUCUAUACCAGGCGGUGUCAGAGGAAGGCCCUCAAAACUGUCAAAGACUCCAGCCACCCUAGUCAUAGACUGUUCUCUCUGCUACCGCACGGCAAGCGGUACCGGAGCGCCAAGUCUAGGUCCAAAAGGCUUCUCAACAGCUUCUACCCCCAAGCCAUAAGACUCCUGAACAGCUAAUCAUGGCUAGUCUAAGGCACUGCAUCGCAGUGCUAACUGUGCCACUAGAUCCUGGUUCGAAUCCAGGCUCUGUCGCAGCCGGCCGUGACCGGGAGACUCAUGGGCGGCGCACAAUUGGCCCAGCGUCGUCCAGGGUAGGGGAGGGAAUGGCCGGCAGGGAUGUAGCUCAGUUGAUAGAGCAUGGCGUUUGCAACGCCAGGGUUGUGGGUUCGAUUCCCACGGGGGGACAGUAUAAAAAUAAAAAAAAUGUAUUCACUAACUGUAAGUCGCUCUGGAUAAGAGCGUCUGCUAAAUGACUAAAAUGUAAAUGUAAUGUAAAUGUACCUGCACUAUUUGCACUGCCCCCCACCCCCACCCCAUCUUUUUACGCUGCUGCUACUCUGUUAAUUAUUUAUGCAUAGUCACUUUAACUCUACCCACAUGUACUUAUUACCUCAACUACUUAAACUAGCCGGUUCCCCCGCACAUUGACUCUGCACCGGUACCCCCCUGUAUAUAGCCUCCCUACUGUUAUUUUAUUUUACUUCUGCUCUUUUUUUCUCAACAAUUUUUUGUUGUUGUUGUUUAAUUUUACUUUUUUAUUAAAAAAUAAAUGCCUUGUUGGUUAAGGGCUGUAAGUAAGCAUUUCACGGUAAUGUCUACACCUGUUGUAUUCAGCACAUGUGGCAAAUAAAAUAGUAUUUUAUUUUAUUUGAAGUGUGGACUUAGGCACAGACACUGAAGGUCAAUGGGUAGUACUGUAAAGCCUUAAGCGGGACUUAUAGGUACCCCAUCACUCUCCAUCACUGGCAUGAGGGUGGAUGCCAGGCAGAUAUCUGUUUUCAUGCCCAGGGUCAAUUACCUGCAGGGUCUAUUAUUUGAUUUUAUUAAAAAAAUCUAAUCAAGCAUAGACCAAAUUAUUUAGAUGGUGAAUGAGAUACAGUGUAGUGUAAGAGUUUCCACAUUUCAUGGUGUAGAGUAGUGUAAAGUAGAUGAACUAGGAAAUAAGGAAAGGGGUACUGUAAAUAGGUACUGGUAUCGGAUCAUUUUAAUGUAGUUGACCCUUAUUUGGUUAGUUAAGGGUCCUUCCAUUUCAACACAGUUCUAGCACAAAACAGGCACAUUUGAUACAGACAUAACAUUUUCAGCUUGAUUUGAGGUUAGAACUGAAACUCAACUCUGAGGUCAUAUAUGUCCUAAUCUAACGUAGCAGGCAUAAAAUAAACGUCUGAGCGGGGUCCCUACAUCCGGUUUUCAGGGGAAAAGGAAGCUAGGUUGAAGAUACUGUAUCCCUGAAAACCAGAUGUUUACGGUUUAUAAGUCCACACAUUACGGCAGCAUACAUACCUCUGUUAUUGGCUACUGUAUGACUCAGAUCGCCAGGAAUUCUCAUUGUCGUCAGAGCUUUCGUCAGGUGGUACCUUCAGCCUCCGGCCGGCUCCCUUCACCUCCAAGGUGUGAGAUGUCUGUCUACCACAGACAUCUGUCACUUUAGUCCCCCCACACACACACACCACACACACACUGUACCCAACCCCCCCAUCCUUAGAUUUGUCCUUCAGGAAGAAACACUGCUGUUACUGUGGAAACCCCAUCCUCAAAAUAUCUCCUCUGGCUUACUACUGAGCAGUGCUUACCUCACAACCAACAACACUUAAAAGGCCCUCAAGGGUCAUGCCUUGAGACAUUUAUUAAGAUGUUGACCUGCUCAUAAAAGGACUGGAGCGUUUACUGUAGUACUAGUGAGACCUGCCUUACCGAUGUCUGUUUGACAAGACUUGUUUGGUUGGUUGCGAGAAAUGUUUCCGCUCAGGGUCGGCAUUGCAUGCUAUUGCUCACUAUGACAGGUGAUAUGCUAAAAAUUCACAUCCUCUUACAUAUGUAACACCCUAUCCAUUAAUCUGCUGUGGGCAAUCAACAGCAUACUUUGACUGAAACAAGUUUGUCUUUAUAUUAAUGCAUAUUAAUGCAGUAUUAGGGUGCUACCCUGAAUAUAACAACUGAUAAGGCUAGGUUAUAUGUUUGACGGCCAUUUUAAUGUCAUUCUUCCUUACUCUUUCAUGUACUGUUUCCAUUUUUGUUGUUCAAUUGUAACCCACCCCCCUCACCACCCCUCACCCUUCCUCCUUACCCCCCCCCCCCCCCCCCCUCACCACCCCUCACCCUUCCUCCUUACCCUCCCUAACUGUGUAUUUAUCCAUCUCAUGUUGCAUGCCAUUCACCCUGUCCAACUAGCAUUGCUAUGCUGUAUGUCUUCUUAACAGAAAACAACCUCUACUAAAGCCACUAAAGGGACUCAAGGGAUGAUAAAUCCUGCAUGUGAACCCAAACCCAGCACCCGGAGACCACUCAGAGUCAUAAGACAACAAAGCUCCAUGGACCAAAUAAUUUCCUUGCAACCUGCAAACCCAGCAGAAACGUUGAAUGUGUUAAAUUGCUCACAGAAAACAUGUUUUCAUGAAGCUUCUGAGCAGUAAAUAUUGUAAUUGCAUUCUGGUAGUGGUUUAUGGGAAAUAUACAUACCUAACCUCAUUUUAAAGAAUGUUGACAUGCAGACCAAAUGCAGAGCGUGAUGAUCUUAUCUCUCGUUCUUCCUUUCCUUUAGCCAAAAGAUCACAAGAAGAAGGAUGGGAAGGAGAAGUUGGGUCUGAGCCCGAAGGGUCUGAAAGCACAGAAAAAGAAGAAGCCCCCAGACACAGCAGGUGCUCACAUCACAGCACAUUCAAAUGUGUCAAUAGUACCUCACAGCCAUACACCACACACACACACACACACACACAGUGACCUUUAUUAGUCAAAACAACCUAAAUCACACACAGCAGCACUCACAACAUGUAACAUGUGAGAUGUAAACAACACCUGUUCUGAAAGCUUUGAAAUUGGCAGAGGAAAAAUCGAUACUUUCUUUUUAGCCAAAGGAAAGGGAACUGGCUAGUCACAACAUACUUCCUGUCAGACGUAAACAACAGUAUUGUACAUCAUGACACAGAAACAUCAAAGAGCUCAAAAGGUCAGACUGAAACAUCAGACAUCCACUUGCCUUCCUCUCAGGAGGGUACUAGGAGUGUGUUGACAUUCUGAGGUAUUGUCCAAUUGUCUGAUUAAAGUUACCAAAGUGACAUUCAUGCAGGUGGUUCAAUUAGUUAUAACUGUGUCCCCUCUGACAUUCUGUUUGUCCCUCUGCAGAUACCAUCUCCCUUAGGAAGCAGGCAUUGCUGCUAGAGGAGGUUCAGAAGCUCAACAGGGAGAAUGCAGAGAGAUCAUCAUCAUCAUCAGGUCACCAGCAGCAGCAGCUCACCCCUGACGGCUUCCUGGACCUGGAGGCUGGAUCUGGAGGGGCCUCAGAGGGGUCCCUCAGCCCAAACCUGCUGGACUUUAUCCUUGAGGGCCCCAAGGCCCCCGUGGAGUCAUUGUCUGAGGAGGAGAGGGCGGCAGCAGGAGAUGGACUAAAAGUGGAAGAGAGGAAGGAGGAGGAGGCUGUACAAAAGGAGGAGAAGGAAGACCACCUUAAUGAAUCUAAGGAAGAGGAGAAAGAGGAGGAGCUGUUGAAAACCACAGAGCAGCCUGAGGAGGAAAGAGGAGUGGAGGAGAAAGAGGGGGAGAAGGAGAAAGAGGGGGAUACUGCACUCUCUAAAGGCCCAUCAGAAGCUGUUGUUAUGUCAGUAAAGGAUCUCCCUCCUCUCCCACCCUCCCCUGAAGCUCCAGGAGAUACUGACUCCAUUCCCGAGAGGUACAUUAUCUCCUCUACCCUCAAUCUCUUCCUAUUUAUUUCGUUCUAUGUAUUUAUUUAUUUCUCUCUCUUUGUCUCCCUUUCGCACUAUCUUACUCUACCUCUCACUUGCCCUACUUCACAAGUGCUCUAUGUGCUGAUCCCUCUCUUCCACAUAUACAGUGGGGAGAACAAGUAUUUGAUACACUGCCGAUUUUGCAGGUUUUCCUACUUACAAAGCAUGUAGAGGUCUGUAAUUUUUAUCAUAGGUACACUUCAACUGUGAGAGACGGAAUGUAAAACAAAAAUCCAGAAAACCACAUUGUAUGAUUUUUAAGUAAUUAAUUUGCAUUUUAUUGCAUGACAUAAGUAUUUGAUCACCUACCAACCAGUAAGAAUUCCGGCUCUCACAGACCUGUUAAUUUUUCUUUAAGAAGCCCUCCUGUUCUCCACUCAUUACCUGUAUCAACUGCACCUGUUUGAACUCGUUAACUGUAUAAAAGACACCUGUCCACACACUCAAUCAAACAGACUCCAACCUCUCCACAAUGGCCAAGACCAGAGAGCUGUGUAAGGACAUCAGGGAUAAAAUUGUAGACCUGCACAAGGCUGGGGUGGGCUACAGGACAAUAGGCAAGCAGCUUGGUGAGAAGGCAACAACUGUUGCCGCAAUUAUUAGAAAAUGGAAGAAGUUCAAGAUGACGGUCAAUCACCCUCGGUCUGGGGCUCCAUGCAAGAUCUCACCUCGUGGGGCAUCAAUGAUCAUGAGGAAGGUGAGGGAUCAGCCCAGAACUACACGGCAGGACCUGGUCAAUGACCUGAAGAGAGCUGGGACCACAGUCUCAAAGAAAACCAUUAGUAACACACUACGCCGUCAUGGAUUAAAAUCCUGCAGUGCACGCAAGGUCCCCCUGCUCAAGCCAGCGCAUGUCCAGGCCCGUCUGAAGUUUGCCAAUGACCAUCUGGAUGAUCCAGAGGAGGAAUGGGAGAAGGUCAUGUGGUCUGAUGAGACAAAAAUAGAGCUUUUUGGUCUAAACUCCACUCGCCGUGUUUGGAGGAAGAAGAAGGAUGAGUAUAACCCCAAGAACACCAUCCCAACCGUGAAGCAUGGAGGUGGAAACAUCAUUCUUUGGGGAUGCUUUUCUGCAAAGGGGACAGGACGACUGCACCGUAUUGAGGGGAGGAUGGAUGGGGCCAUGUAUCGCGAGAUCUUGGCCAACAACCUCCUUCCCUCAGAAAGAGCAUUGAAGAUGGGUUGUGGCUGGGUCUUCCAGCAUGACAACGACCCGAAACACACAGCCAGGGCAACUAUGGAGUGGCUCCGUAAGAAGCAUCUCAAGGUCCUGGAGUGGCCUAGCCAGUCUCCAGACCUGAACCCAAUAGAAAAUCUUUGGAGGGAGCUGAAAGUCCAUAUUGCCCAGCGACAGCCCCGAAACCUGAAGGAUCUGGAGAAGGUCUGUAUGGAGGAGUGGGCCAAAAUCCCUGCUGCAGUGUGUGCAAACCUGGUCAAGACCUACAGGAAACGUAUGAUCUCUGUAAUUGCAAACAAAGGUUUCUGUACCAAAUAUUAAGUUCUGCUUUUCUGAUGUAUCAAAUACUUAUGUCAUGCAAUAAAAUGCAAAUGAAUUACUUAAAAAUCAUACAAUGUGAUUUUCUGGAUUUUUAGAUUCCGUCUCUCACAGUUGAAAUGUACCUAUGAUAAAAAUUACAGACCUCUACAUGCUUUGUAAGUAGGAAAACCUGCAAAAUCGGCAGUGUAUCAAAUACUUGUUCUCCCCACUGUACAGGAGCGGCAGGUAGCUUAGUGGUUAAGAGCGUUGUGCCAGUAACCGAAAGGUUGCUGGUUCUAAUCCCAGAGCCGACUAGGUGAAAAACCUGCUGAUGUGCCCUUGAGCAAGGCACUUAACCCUAAUUGCUCCUGUAAGUCGCUCUGGAUAAGAGCGUCUGCUAAAAUGUAAAAUGUAAUGCGAAACAACAUUCCACAUGUCUCUCUGUUCCAGCUGUGAAGAGCACAACAAAAGUGCCUCCUCUCUGUCUCUGGAGGCAGCAGAACAGGACCAGAUGGAGGAAGGCAGCACCAGCAGUAAGCGUCGGGUGAUGGAGGAAGACCUGGGAGUAGAGGACCACAAGAAGAGUCGGGUAGAGGGAGGAGAAGGAGAGGAGGAGGAGGAGGAGAGGGAGGGGGAGAGGAAGGAGGAGGAAGAAACAGAGAGGACAGAGGAUGAGGACGAGGGAUUGGGUGUCUUCAAGGCAGACGGGGUGGAUAUCCAUGUGGAGCUGAAAGAGAGGCUGGGGAAAGAUCAGGCUGCAGAAGUCAAGCAGUCUACUGGGGAACAGUUCUUUAUUGGUGAGGACCAGCAUCGUUAUGGGGUACUGUGGCUUUAAGUAUGGGGGAAAGGUGAUAAGUGGAAUCUUAAUUUGAAAUGUGCACAAGAUUCCAUAAAUCACACAUUGAUCUCAGUGGAAGACUGGCGUUACGCAAACAGAUCUUAGGAUUCGGGCCUAAUAUGAAGUCCAAUAGAUUGCUGAUAUGGUGGCAAUUGCUAUCUCUUUGUGUAGAAAAUGUUCAUAACCUUAUUGAAUUUGGAUGUAAAAGCAUGCUCUCUAGGAGUAACAAAGUAUGAGAGAACUGAAGUUUGCAUAACCAACAUUGUAUCUCCUGUUAUGUUUACCACAGUGUGUUAGUAAGCACAUGGUGAUAACUUGAUUAUGACAAUCAUGUGGUACCAUUACUAGAGGCACAUGCUAACUGAUUAGCUUAUAUUUCCCCUCCAUGCUACUGUUUGCCAGGGCUCACUUGAUGUCAUUCUCAAUGUGACUUCCCUGGUUGAAUGAAGGAUGAAUAAAGAAGAAUAUAUUUGUAUCUCCCUUUAGACAAAAGCCCUCCUCCACCGGCUCCAUUCAACCAUCGGAUAGUGUCGGCCAAACCCAACCAGAUCAACAACUUUUACACCAUCAACAGAGCUGAGGUUCUAGGAGGGUAAGUGUUUCAACCCUGUUCCUAGCGAUACAUGAUGACUUGAACCAGGAGGUAAAAAUGACUUUUCAACUGUUCAUUUUCAAAUUCAAGAACAAGUAUAUCCAUGUCAAAUAACACAUGGGCGGCAGGUAGCCUAGGGGUUAGAGAGGUGAGCCAUCAACCGGAGGGUUGCUAGUAUCAAAUCCUAGAUGCCAUUAUGCCCUUGAGCAUGGCACUUAACCCCCCACAACAACAGCUUCCCGGGCGCCCAGUGUGGCAGCCGCCCAAACCUCUCCAAAAACCUGUAUGUAUUGUAUUUCUUUCGGAGGGGUUGGGUUAAAAGCAGAAGUACAUUUAAUUUGUACCUUGUGUGCAAUUGACAAAUUAAGUAAUCUUAUCUCUUAUUUAUUCCUGCAAUGUUUCAACUAGGAACGUAAAAUAGUUCCUGCUUAGGCCUAUCGCUCCUCAGGGAGCACAGGCUAUCAACGACUCCUCUCCAUCACACUCUGUUUAUUUAUUUAUUUAAUUUUAUUUCACCUUUAUUUAACCAGGUAAGCCAGUUGAGAACAAGUUCUCAUUUACAACUGUGACCUGGCCAAGAUAAAGCAAAGCAGUGCGAUAAAAACAACAACACAGAGUUACAUAUGGGGUAAAACAAAACAUAAAGUAAAAAAUACAACAGAAAAUAUAUAUACAGUGUGUGCAAAUGUAGCAAGUUAUGGAGGUAAGGCAAUAAAUAGGCCAUAGUGCAAAAUAAUUACAAUUAGUAUUAACACUGGAAUGUGCAAAUAGAGAUACUGGGGUGCAAAUGAGCAAAAUAAAUAACAAUAUGGGGAUGAGGUAGUUGGGUGGGCUAAUUUCAAAUGGGCUGUGUACAGGUGCAGUGAUCGGUAAGGUGCUCUGAUAACUGAUGCUUAAAGUUAGUGAAGGAGAUAAGAGUCUCCAGUUUCAGAGAUUUUUGCAGUUUGUUCCAGUCAUUGGCAGCAGAGAACUGGAAGGAAUGGCGGCCAAAGGAGGUGUUGGCUUUGGGGAUGACCAGUGAGAUAUACCUGCUGGAGCGCAUACUACUAAUGGGUGUUGCUAUGGUGACCAAUGAGCUAAGAUAAGGCGGGGAUUUGCCUAGCAGUGAUUUAUAGAUGGCCUGGAGCCAGUGGGUUUGGCAACGAAUAUGUAGUGAGGACCAGCCAACAAGAGUGUACAGGUCACAGUGGUGGGUAGUAUAUGGGGCUUUUGUGACAAAACGGAUGGCACUGUGAUAGACUACAUCCAAUUUGCUGAGAAGAGUGUUGGAGGCUAUUUUGUAAAUGACAUCGCCGGUCAAGGAUCGGUAGGAUAGUUAGUUUUACGAGGAAGACUGUUCUGUUCUGCAUCAUACUGAGUUAUUAUAAAUUAGUACAUUCUCCAAUGGGUCUUUUGGAACUGAACCCACAAAACAAACCGUAUCUGACCUAGAUCAAAGACCGAGCGAGAGGAAGAGAGGUCCUCGACAAGUUGAGUUGUGUAACCCCCCCCCCCCCCCCUCUCCUCUCCUCUCUCCUGGUUCAUAACUCCAAAGUUAUUUUUACUCGAGGCCUUCAGGGUAUGUGAAACCAUACCCCUCUGCCAGCUGGUAGCUAAUCGCUAAGUGUUAAUCAAAAUCUUCAAAGAGAGGCCUCCUACUCUCAUUUAUUGAAAUAAAGGAUAAAUAAAUACAAAAUACAAUACCUUCACAAAAUGAUAUUACUCUCCUGUAUUGGAAGAGAUCUGAUUUUGUAUUUGAGGACAUACUGAUAAAAUAAUUCUGAUAGUUCAAGUUCUGACCAUGAGAUCCCACUCAAUUCAGGGGAUGUAUUAUCUUCAUGUGUAACAUUCUAGGAUUUGUGACUUACAGGUGAUAGUUUUGGCAAGUCUUAGUCAGACUGACCCCUGUUGAGGGAGUAUGGUUACGUUGAAACGUUCCCAUUAUAAAUCAUAAAAUGACACAGACAGAUGUACCUCAGAAACUUUGAACUGAAGACAGCUUACUUAUCUUUACUCUCUCUUAGGGGUCGUUUUGGCCAGGUGCACAAAUGCAUGGAAAACUCCUCAGGUCUCACCCUAGCUUCCAAAAUCAUCAAAGCCCGGAGUCAGAAAGAAAAGGUACAAAGUCAUUUUUUACAUGAUUUGCAUGCAUGUAAAAACCUCUACACAUCCUUGUAGCUUCCUUGAAAACUACUUUGUUUUCUAUUCAAAAUGUGGAAGUAGCCAUCGGAACAUAACGCUCUAAGGCCUUUUCACUCUACAUGGAUGGGGAAUAUAUUUCUCAAAAUGUCUUAAUUUGACCCAGAAAAGAGAAGCCUUACGUUGCCUGCUAGCUGUAAGUGAACAUCUGACACCUCUCAUUGUGUGGUUUGUGUGUGUUUGGUAUGUAGGAGGUGGUCAAGAAUGAGAUCAUGGUCAUGAACCAGUUGGACCAUGCCAACCUGAUCCAGCUCUACGCCGCCUACGAGUCCAGAAAUGACAUCAUCCUGGUACUGGAAUAG